AUGAAGUGCGAAUGGGAGGGAUGCCAGAAAGAUAUUGAAGACAACGUAAGAGACCAUCUACUCUCUCAUAUAGAGAAGAACGAUGAGGCAAAGUGUUUGUGGAGGGGUUGCCAAAGAUAUGGAGAGGCCCAGGUUAGUAAGCACGCCCUUCUUGCACAUGCACGGAGGCAUACCGGGGAAAGGCCUUUUGAAUGCCAUCUGUGUGGAAAAGACUACACACGUAGUGAUCCCCUUAAAAAGCAUCUUCUUCGCCAUGAGGUUGCAGAUAGCAAAAAUGAGAACCUAAUGAUGAAAAUCGAAUAUCUAGGACUGCUUCUCACGGAAUAUCGCAGGGAAAGCCUGAGAAUCAUGAAUGAUAUUGAAUCCAUACGAUACAACAUCCAGACCAUGAACAGAAAGAUAGCCUACGAGAUUAAAAGAAACAAAUCUCCCUUAUAA
Messenger RNA from Encephalitozoon romaleae SJ-2008, 438 nucleotides. RefSeq lists its product as hypothetical. The coding region runs from base 1 to 438 and encodes 145 amino acids. The transcript has a single exon. Gene Ontology annotation, molecular function: DNA-binding transcription factor activity, RNA polymerase II-specific; RNA polymerase II cis-regulatory region sequence-specific DNA binding. The record is from RefSeq and is a predicted model, not a curated record. Gene Ontology annotation, cellular component: nucleus. Gene Ontology annotation, biological process: regulation of transcription by RNA polymerase II. Lineage: Eukaryota; Fungi; Microsporidia; Unikaryonidae.